CAAAUUUCGACCGUUACCCAAAAAUCUGAGACCUUUCCAUAACUCAGUUGAUAAAAUACGGGACCAAUGACCCAUUUUACAAAUCAGGAAUUUUCAAAUUUCAAUCAUCAAAUCAGAAACUCAGCAAAAUCUCUCUGUUCUUUCACCCGUCUUCCUACACAAACGAUCAUCCCAUCUUUCUUCUGAUCUGAUCGUCAAUUCCUGCGGAUGACAAUCCGAGAGUGUAUAGGUAGUUGAUGAAGUGGAUCAUCAAUUUUUUUGCAGAGAGCAGUUGAAAAAUUGAACAGAGAUGGAUGCUGAGAGCUCAACACAGUCGUCCUCAAUCAUGGAGGCGAAGAACGUUCACCCACUGCACCAAAUCUCCGAGCUCCCAACCCACAAGCUCCUCCUCAAGCAAUGGCUCAAGGAAGAAGAUCUGAUCUUCAACAGAAUCGUCGCGAAGGAGACUCAAAUCGACUCCGUCAGAAAGGAGAUCACGCAGAUCUGCUGUCUCUUCUUCCUCUUCCACUCCCUCUGCCUAACGAUCCUCUUCAGCUCCGUCGCCCGAUCCCGGCCGAAGGAGGCCGGGAUCUGCUGCCGCAGAUCGUGGAUCCCGUCUCUCUGCUCCCUUCUCUGCUCCAUGGGGCUGAUCUGGGCGGUACGGUACAAGACCGACACCGAGGCGCAUCUGGAGAAGCUUCUGGAGCGGGAGAAAGAGGACGGGAAGCUGUUACGGAAGUGCGUGGAGGAGCUGAAGAAGAAAGGGACGGAAUUCGAUUUGUUGAAGGAGGUGGAUGCGCUGAGAAGAGCGAAGAGUAUGAGAAUGGAAGGUAAGGCGGCCGUGAGGAAAUGGUCCGGCAGAGAUUUGAUUACUCUGUUCUUCCUCACAGUUUCCUGUGUUGUUCUUUCCCUUACGAACCUCAUUUUGUGUGGCUGAGGAGGGAUGGAUUUUUCUCCUUUUGAUUUUGCUUUUGUUUAUUACUGUGCUUUCUGGAAUUAUUACACUCUUUCUGGAAAAACUGCGGGGAGUACUUCCGAUUUGGCGAUUUGCCGAAUGCCAGAAUAUGCUGUUCUGGAUUUGUAAUUUAACAAUUGUGUACCCACUGUCCAGAUCCACUUGAUGAAAAUGAAGGUUAAAGGUUACAGAUGUUGGUCUUAUAAAUUUAGGUAUUAUAAUUUUAGGUCUUAUUUGUGUUGCUUCUCAC
Cuscuta epithymum is the source of this 1184-nucleotide messenger RNA. Lineage: Eukaryota; Viridiplantae; Streptophyta; Magnoliopsida; Solanales; Convolvulaceae. The record is from the annotation of a GenBank genome assembly.